UUGUCCAACUUGUCGAUUUGUCAUUUUGUCAAUAAUUCAAUACUCAGCAAUUUAUUUAUUCUAUGUAAAUAUAAAAUAAUGACACUACUCAGAAAAAUAAAAUAACAUUACACAAAUCAUGAUUAAAACAACAAGCUUAGGGUCAAAUCGUCCACUCUCUGGUCAGCUAUACAAAUACACAAAUGUUGUAAAAGGAUGGCAGCAGAGAUGGUUUGCAGUGGAUCCAGAAACUGGGGUGUUGUCGUACUAUUUAUUUGAUGGCCCCGGAGACACCGUUCAACCGGGUCAGCCGGCAAGAGGAGAGGCUCACCUAGCCGCUGCAGUAAUAUGUCCAAGUGAUGAAGACUCUAAAACAUUUACUAUAAACUGUGCAUCUGGUGAUAUGUUAAAACUGAGAGCUACAGAUGCCCGUGCCAGACAAGAAUGGGUCAAUGGACUGAGAGCCAUAGCAGAGAUACAUACUAAGGCAAUGGGAGCAAAUCCACCUUUGCAACCUCGAGAGCAGCUCGCUGUUCACGACGCAAUGGCGUCAGCUCGGCAACAGUUACAAGCUACUGAACUAAGCGAUGCAGCAUUGGCUAGAUGUAUAGAGUCUGCCGAUUCUCCCUUUCCUCAUACGGAUCCAGAUUUACUUCUUCUAAAGGCGACUUCGGCAGCCAGCAUGCAGUGCUUGCUGCAGUGCCUGGGCAUCUUGCUCCGGCAGCAGCAGUACGCGACACUCAGCAUUUCCAAAAACUCUAACAGUGACCAUUAGCCCUAUUUAUAUGUAAUCUAUUCCAAAUGAAGGAUGAAAAAAGGAAACAAAUCUUUGAUAUACACUAUGCGUAUUCCUACCGAUUUGACAAUUAUAUUUCUCUUAUAUUUUGUACUACAAACAAUUCUAUAGUAUUUAUAUUAUACUACUAAACUUAUCCACACAAAUUCACUUCAACUUCACUUUUCACAAGUUUUGAUUACAUGUUUACGCCAUUUUUUUCCCAAAAUUUAUUGGUACAAAUAAAAUUGAAAAUUAAUAUAUCAAGGAUAUUUGUAAUAUGAAUGGUGUACCGAUGAAUUUUAAUGACAAAAGUAAUUGUAUUUCAAGUGAAAUUACAUUAUAUUAUUUUUACUUUAAAGUUUUAGUUUUAUUAAUUUAUAAUACUUGAUAAUUUAAAAAAAAAUGUAACAAAAACAUAGGAAAACAUAAAAGCUACUUUAUAUUGUUAUCUAACUGAAAAAAAACAUUAAAUGUAUAAAAUAAUAAAUGGUGGAAAUAUUUUUUUUAUUUGUAUAUAUUUUGUUAUUAAGUAUAACGCAAGAUAAGAUAUCUAUCGUAAAUUAAUUUGUAUUUUGUGCACUGGUUAAUUGACUAUUCGGGUGUUAACAAAUAGCGUUAAUUAAUGUAAGAGAAAAACAUAAUUAAUUACUAUAUCAUUCAUCAAACAAUCCAUGCGGUACUAUUAUUAUUAUUAUUCAUAUGACUAGCAACACUGUAAUAAAUUAAAGUCAAAAUCCUUUUUUCAUCUUUUAUAUUGGCAGCAACUAUAGUUGAAUUACAAUUGAAUUUUAUUUAUAUAUCAAUAAUUGUUAACCAUAGCUAAACUUAUCUGAUUUAAAUAAUCCUAGCUUUAUAAAAUACUUCUUUAUUUUUUAUUAAAUUGUAAAUAAAGAUAAUUUUAUUAUUAUCAUUAUGUAGCGUUCUCAAAUGAUUUCAUUUUGUAAAUUUUAUCGUUUAAGACAUAAGAAUGUAUAUUACAUUUACGUAUAUCGGAUUUUUGCUCGAAAAAUGUAUAUUUUUUUAUAUUAGAUAGGUUGAAAUUAAUUUCAUAUUUUUGUAUCUGUAUUUGCUUCUUAAUUUUUGUAAAAUGAAAAAAUGUUUAAAUUUUAAAUGGUUUCAUUAGUAUAUGAUUAGUUUUUAAAUGGCAUCUGUGAUUAUAAACAGUUAUGCGCUACAAUAUCUCCUGGCUAGUCUCCGUUCAAAAUGGCUGCCGUGACUAAAAUCGUUCAAGACAUCAUGAAUUUUUAAAUGUAUAAGAACGCAAAUAUUAAAAAUAUAUCGAUUUUUUUAUUUAAGGUCCUGAUUGUCAGUAAAAAAAAUCAUCUAGAAAUAUAUAUCAUUAUUUCUUG
Nymphalis io (European peacock) is the source of this 2106-nucleotide messenger RNA. Its product is annotated as oxysterol-binding protein-related protein 11. The transcript is spliced from 5 exons. The record is from RefSeq and is a predicted model, not a curated record. Lineage: Eukaryota; Metazoa; Arthropoda; Insecta; Lepidoptera; Nymphalidae. Bases 119 to 754 code for a protein of 211 amino acids.